AUGAAUGAAUCAAACUUCUCCAUCCUACCACCUAAUGACGAACCGGAGGGUGACUACCGCAGCAUAGGACCCCGAAGAUGGCUGGCAGCUUGGCUUGGGUCCAUUGCCGUCGUCGCUUUCUUCGGUAACACACUAGUGAUCUCCUGCGUCAUCCUGUAUCCGAAGCUGCGUACGAUCACCAACGUAUUCAUCACCAGCCUCGCUAUCAGCGAUCUCCUUGUGAGUUUAACCAUACCCUGGAUCAUCGUUGGGUUGGUAUCAACCCGGGGUUGGCCGCUACCGGAUGAGACCUGUAUCUUGGUGGCUGUACUGCGGUUCACCUGCAGCGGUAGCAGUGUGUGGCAUCUUGUUACUAUCGGUACCAACCGCAUGUUUCUUAUCACCACUUCUAGUGCAACGUAUCGAAAGAUAUACAGCCGCGUUAACACUGCCAUUAUUCUCUUCAUCACCUGGCUAAUCCCUUUCUCUGUCAUCAUUGUCCCUUACGCCAUCGGUGCCACGAGACUCGGCUAUGACGACGGGCCCCAUAUGUGCAGUGAUCUGGAGGAAAUCAGGCCGGACGGAACGGAGUACAGCAUACAUGCCUACCUCGCUGGCAGCUGGCUGACUUGCAUACCGUUGUGCAUGGUAUUAUGCGUGUAUCUACGCAUCUACAUCUACAUCCGACUGCACGUGAGGAAGCAGAACGCGUGGUCCACCGGGCAGCAGCAUAGGAACACCGCGGUUGCUACUGUAAGCGCGACCGUAGAAGACGCAGGCUCGACCGACAAGGAAGGGGCUAAUGACGCUAAAGGUGGUAGUGGGAGUAACACAGAUGGCGCCCAAGUCCAGUCUAACCAACCAACGGAGCGCAGUGCGCAGAAUCCUAUCGCUGCCGCCACGAAGCCACCAGUCAAGAAGGGCGACACUCUUGAGACCCGUAUCACUAAGAAUACUUUCUACGUGGUCCUUGGGUUCUUCAUGUGUAUGGUCCCAUACGGCAUUAUUAUUCUUGACCAUAACUUAGGAAUUAAGGGUACGCCUUUACCACAGGCUUUCCUUCUGUUCAAUGUCUGCAUGAACCCACUGAUAUAUGGCACCAAGCAUCCACAUUUCAGGGGCGCCAUACGAAACAUCUUCUCGGGACGAAUUUCGGGUCCACUGGUCAUGUCCAACUCAGUCGCGACUGCUAGCACCGACCAAGGGGGUACAUGAUCAUCUACUUAUGUAUGCCGAUCAACACGUACCCACACUAUCUACGCCAAUUCAUCUAAAUAGCUUUAAGGUCCUUGUUUUUAAAGUUGAUUUCAAAUAGAGUGUCGAAUUGGUGCAAUAACUUUUAUUCUCUAUACUAACAAGUAACACAAACGCAGGUUUAAUCUUUACUGAAUAUAUUAGCCAAAAGGGCUGCACGGUUUUUACCCAACAAUGUUAUUUUAUGAACAGCAGUAGAUAAAGACACAUUGAAGCUUAUCGUUUCGAACUUGUCAGAGUAUGAAUUAACCGAGUUGAAGUACAUUAUAUUCACAAUAAAAAAAUUAAUUAAAAAAAUGAGUUAGUUACUUGCAUUGUGAUCGCGCAGAAUUAAGGAGAGGGGCGAUGGAGGAGAAGUUACGGCGCCUUUUCACCCUUUCUUAUAGUCAUCGCUCCUUCUGCAAAGAUUCUGCUGAACCUUGGAACAAAACCUUUGAAUUUCCAAAAACUGUCAGACUGUAAACCAAUUCAAAACUUGUCUCAAGACACAUUUAUUCAAAAUUGCUUUCGACGAUU
Strongylocentrotus purpuratus (purple sea urchin) is the source of this 1749-nucleotide messenger RNA. Its product is annotated as beta-3 adrenergic receptor-like. NCBI's taxonomy places the organism in Eukaryota, Metazoa, Echinodermata, Echinoidea, Camarodonta, Strongylocentrotidae. Gene Ontology annotation, molecular function: G protein-coupled receptor activity. Gene Ontology annotation, cellular component: membrane. The transcript is spliced from 3 exons. Gene Ontology annotation, biological process: G protein-coupled receptor signaling pathway. The record is from RefSeq and is a predicted model, not a curated record. The coding region runs from base 1 to 1194 and encodes 397 amino acids.